UAUUGAGUUUUGUCGAAUUAUAGCUUUACUCAAUAUAUUAGUUGGUUUCUGAAAGAUUUAUUAUCCAACAAGACAAGGUCCUCAGAGUUAAGAGAUAUUGAUGCCUAUUGUUUGUUUAGUAAUGGUACAAAGGAGUCAGCUGUUUCUGCUGCUCGUUUUCAUCAUACUUUCAGCUAUAGCAGCUCAGACAGAAAAUCAGGACUAUGUUGCUCUACUUUCUCUCAAGGAUAUAUGGCAGAAUACUCCACCCAAUUGGGUGGGUUCGGAUCCUUGUGGCAAGGGAUGGGAAGGAAUUGGGUGCAAAAAUUCACGUGUGACCUCCAUAACGCUAUCAAGCAUUGGUUUGACAGGCUUCCUGUCUGGAGAUUUCGAACUGUUAUCCGAACUAAAGACCCUGUACGUUUUCUAUGUUCUCAUUGCCUUUGUUAUUCUUCUUUCUUAUAGGGAUCUAUCUUACAACAAGGGCCUGACAGGAACACUCCCACGAUCAAUUGGGAGUUUGAAGAAACUAUUGAACUUAAUCCUAGUUGGUUGCAGCUUCUCAGGUCCUAUUCCUGACACAAUAGGAUCUCUACAGCAGCUACUUUACCUAUCGCUGAAUUCUAAUCAAUUCAGUGGACAGAUUCCGCCUUCCAUUGGUAAUCUACCCAAUCUUCUUUGGCUCGAUCUAACUGACAACCAGCUUGAUGGACCCGUCCCUGUCUCUAAUGGGAGCACACCUGGUCUUGAUAUGCUAGUUAAUGCAAGACACAUUCAUCUUGGACAGAAUAAACUUUCAGGAAGGAUCCCACCUCAAAUUUUCAGCUCAAAAAUGGUUCUAAUACAUGUGCUUUUGGAUGGCAACCAACUAACUGGCAACAUUCCUUCCACCCUUGGACUUGUGCAAGCCUUGGAGGUGCUGCGCGUUGAUGGGAAUGCAUUAAGUGGGCCUGUGCCUUCAAACUUCAACAAUCUUACUAAUCUUAGCCAGAUGUUCUUGUCAAACAAUAAAUUGACUGGACCUAUGCCUAACCUUACUGGCAUGAACUUCCUCAGCUACGUGGAUAUCAGUAAUAAUACCUUUUAUAGAUCAGAUGCUCCUCCAUGGUUCCCAACCCUACAGUCUUUGACAACACUAAUAAUGGAAAACACACAACUUCAAGGACAAAUUCCAGUUGCCCUAUUCAGCUUACCCCAUCUACAGACAGUGGUACUAAAGAAAAACCAGCUCAAUGGCCCCCUGGAUAUUGGCACCACCCAUAGCAACCGGCUCAAACUCAUUGAUUUGCAGUCCAAUUUGAUUUCUCGCUUAGAAGAAAAGGAAGCAUACAAUGCUGCAUUGAUACUGAAGGACAACCCAAUCUGUGAAGAGACAGGAGCACUAAACAGUUACUGCACAGUUUCCCACUCCAGUUUCUCAUAUUCAACACAACAAAAUUGCGGGCCUGCUACCUGCAUUUCAGAUCAGAUUUUAAGCCCCAACUGUAGGUGUGCAUAUCCAUACACGGGAACCCUCUUCUUUGGAGCUCUGUCCUUUUCAAACUUGGGGAACAAUACUUACUACAUCAUACUUGAGGAAUCACUCAUGCAUUUUUUUCACUCCCAUCAACUUCCUGUGGAUUCAGUCUCUCUAACUCUAAGUAAUCCCAUUAAGGCUUCAUCUGAGUACCUUGAAGUGAAGCUAAAAGUCUUUCCUUAUGGUCUAGUUAGUUUCAAUCGAACAGGAAUUUCAAGUAUUGGGUUCAUGCUUAGCAACCAGACUUUCAAGGCACCAAUAAUUUUUGGACCUUUCUAUUUUAUUGGUGAUAAGUACGAGAAAUAUACAGAAUCAACAAAGUCAUCAAGCAUUUAUAUUAUAAUUGGAGCUGUAGUUGGUUCCAUCGUGCUACUGGUAAUACUCCUUGCAGGGGUUUAUGCUCUCCACACAAAGAAAAGAGCAAAAAAAGUAAUUGAACAUACCAACCCAUAUGAACAAUUGGACCUAAGUAGGAGGAGGGGUGGUAGUUUUCUUGAGGUAAAAGGUGUGAGAUGGUUUUCCCUUAAAGAGCUUGAGAAAUACACCAAACAUUUUUUAGUAGCAAAUGAGAUUGGAUCUGGCGGUUACGGGAAGGUUUAUCGAGGGUCUCUUCCUACUGGGCAAUUGAUUGCCAUUAAACAGGCAAAAAAAGAAUCUAAACAGGGAAAACUUGAGUUCAAAACUGAGAUUGAACUUUUAUCAAGGGUCCAUCAUAAGAAUCUUGUCAGCCUUAUGGGGUUCUGUUUCAAGAAAGGGAAGUCAGGAAUCAGGUUGGAUUGGAUGAGGAGACUUAAUGUGGCCCUUGGUGCAGCUAGAGGCCUGACCUAUCUUCAUGAAUUUGCCAAUCCACCCAUUAUACAUAGGGACAUAAAAUCAAACAACAUUCUACUCGAUGAGUCAUUAAAUGCUAAAGUUUCUGAUUUUGGAAUCUCCAAGCCAAUGGCUAACAGUGAAAGCAGUCAUGUAAUCACUCAAGUUAAAGGGACAAUGGGCUACAUGGAUCCAGAAUAUUACAUGACCCAUCGGUUGACUGAGAAAAGUGAUGUAUAUAGCUUUGGAGUGCUAAUGUUGGAGCUGAUAACUGCAAGAAAGCCAAUAGAGCAUGGAAAAUAUAUUGUGAGAGAGGUGCAGGAGAAAAUGGAUAAGACAAAAGAUUUAUACAACCUUCAUGAAUUUCUUGACCCAGCCAUUGGUUUGGGAACAACCCUAAAAGGUUUUGAAAAGUUUGUGGAUCUGGCAAUGAGGUGUGUGGAAGAAGCAGGAUCCAACAGGCCUAUGAUGGCUGAGGUGGUUAAAGAGAUUGAAAACAUUAUGGAGCUUGCUGGUUUAAAUCUCAAUACUAAUUCCACAUCCACUUCUGCAAGUUAUGAGGAGAUAAGUAAAGGGAGUUCCCACUAUCCUAAAAGUAGUGGGACCCUUGAUUCUAGUGGAGUAUACCUUCCAAGAUAGAGCCCCCUUUGACUCUUAUUUUACAUUUAGAAUGUUGAAGUUGCUAUAAAGUUAAAUGAUUAAAUAGUAAUGCAUUAUUGUAAGAAGAUGAUCUUUUGAUCAAUCAUAGUUACUUUUAGAAACGAAUGAGAAAAAGGAUGAUGAAAGGAUGUGAUGGGAUCGCUAAUAUAAACAACACU
Messenger RNA from Quercus lobata, 3123 nucleotides. RefSeq names its product probable leucine-rich repeat receptor-like protein kinase At5g49770. Gene Ontology annotation, molecular function: protein kinase activity; ATP binding; protein binding. The record is from RefSeq and is a predicted model, not a curated record. The coding region runs from base 101 to 2944 and encodes 947 amino acids. Gene Ontology annotation, biological process: protein phosphorylation. NCBI's taxonomy places the organism in Eukaryota, Viridiplantae, Streptophyta, Magnoliopsida, Fagales, Fagaceae. The transcript is spliced from 19 exons.